AUGAUCCACUUUCCCUCUCAAGGCGAAAACAAGCUGUUUGCAUCUGUUCCAAAGGAUUUGGCAGUCGAGACUAUCCAAUUACUCCAACGAGAUGAAUAUGAUGAAACGGAGAAUCGUCUCGGGCACGCCAAACUCCUCAAGCUCCUAAAAUUCCGUCCCAAGACGUACUUUACCUUCAACAGAACCAUCUACGAGCAAGUGAAGGACACGCCCAUGGGUUCGCCAAUUUCCGGACUCAUAGCCGAGGCGGUCCUGCAACGGUUGGAGUCGCUAGUUUUUCGACACCACAGACCGAAAUUCUGA
This is a messenger RNA of Dibothriocephalus latus, 303 nucleotides long. The record is from the annotation of a GenBank genome assembly. Lineage: Eukaryota; Metazoa; Platyhelminthes; Cestoda; Diphyllobothriidea; Diphyllobothriidae.